AUGAUCAGUACAUUGUACAAGUUCCCUUGGUUUUCCGUCAAACUUUACACCAUUCGUCAGAUUCAGGCCAUGUUCGACGCCUAUAAGAAGCAGCUUGACGUCUUGAUUGUCAAAGUCGACUCUUCCACGGGCAAUCCUCGUGAAGUGGGCCUUGACAACAAACUCCUGAUGGAUUUCGUCUUUGCCGGUCUCAAUACUCCGGGCUUCUCUGAGCGUGAGCGCGCAGACAUUGUCGAGGCCUCUCAGGCGCUGGCGUGUGGGUUCCGCAUCAGCAAGCAUGCGCGGUACUGGCCGUUCCAGACCUUGACUGCGCACCCGGCGCAUCUGUCCGAUCAAGAUAUUGGCAUGUGGUUUGAAAUUUUGAACAUCGGCAUGGGCAUCAUGGAGUCUCAGAACCGCAAACUCAUCGGCAUCGAGCCAUAUCUCGAAGUCAUCCGUGACCCCGACGGCCAUGUCUUGUUCAUGCCUACUGAGACUGGCCUCAACUUGAAGCGUGGACAGUUCUCCAUCUUGGAAAAGCGUUUCAUGAAUGACAUGAUGAAGCUUGGUUGGGAUGCUUACAUGGGUCAGAUGGGCGUUGGGACACCUACCCACGUACAGCAUCACUUCAACAACGACUUUACCGUCGGUGCCGCUCAUGUUAAUCAUGGCGACCCUCUCACCGGCGCUGGAAGCAGCAACACCCGUCCUGGUGGUCCGCUCAACAACAACGGUCAAGGAUCAGGUGCUGGCGUCCACACCACCAAUUACCAGACCGGUCAAGAUCAGAAUCCUGACACCUUGAAUGAGUAUGACCAUUUCGACGAUGAGGAUGACUUUGAAGGAGGAGGAUACGGUGACAAUGUCGACGACCCCGAGAAGGCAGAGAAAGCCAUGCGCGAAGUGCUCAGACAAGUCAGCGAGGCUCCGCCGGCGAGACAGCAAGCCUCCAUGCUUAAACAGAGCGUCUAUGACACCGAAACUGAGGGAUUGGGAGCCGGCCUGCAGAACAUCGGGUUGGCAGCCAGCAACGACGGGCCUGGACCGACUAUCGUCGGACAGCUCCCUCAACACCGUCCCGUCCGCUCCGGCACUGUCCUCGGUCACCCCUUCAAUCCAGAGACUCCGGCGUUUGAACCACCGCCAGGCUGGAAACAGCGUCGUCGUCAUACCCCCAGCAACUCUGACUCUACCUUGGGCACUGGCACCGGCACUGUCUUUGGUGGCUCCGGGUUGGGAAAUGGCGACUUUACUUCUCCGCAGAGAAUCAGCACCGCUCGCAGCAAUAACAAAGGCAAAGGCAAAGACCCUGCUGCUGCCGUUGGUAGUGGCGCUCCAGCUACCGCUACCGCUGCCGGUAUCCGCCUUCAGCCUGCUGCACCAAUCUUCGGCCCGCCUCUCAAUGCUGCCUUUGGUCGAGCUGAUGCCGCUGCUGCCCAGCCAAACUUAUUUCAAGGGCCCAAGAAUCGUGAGCAUCGCGGUAUUACAAUUCGGUCUCCGGAUGAUGGAAAUCCCUUUGCCACCCUGCAAUCCACUCCUGUUCGCGAGACCGGAAGUAUCGCUGUUGGCGGUCCUGGGGGGUUGACGCUGUCUCCCGGAUCGGACCAGGACCCUAACAAGGCCGAUGGCAUCGACGAAUUCUUGGAUGACCUUUUUGGCGAAACCACAAGCCAGGCUGAUCGUGUGGCCAUGCGUACUCCUGUGAUGACUCCAGCCACCACUCCGCGGGGCAGCCCCCUGCGACGCAUGCCCGGGCGUGUGCCUUCCGCCGGUAUUGGUCCUAUCGAAGACGAUUUCGAGGAUAGCGAGGUGGUCAGCACGCCGGUCAUGCCUAGCUCUUCUCCAAGCUACAUCAAUUACUCUGACGUGUCUUCCAACUCGGACUUCGCGACCGACAGUUCUCCUCCCUAUCGCACCCCUCCGACAAACCAUGGCCCUCCCGAGGAUCGUGGGCCCGGCUCUGGCUGGGAAGGCUAUACGGCGAUCCCGCAGGAGGACUACUCUCCCAAGCGAGGCCUUCGCCUUCUCACGACCCCGGGCUUUGGGACUGCUCUUGUUGGCACCUCGUAUGCUCAGCGCAUGACCAACAGCGAAACCACUGCUGAAGAGCGCGGUUACCGCAUGCAUCAACAAUACCGCCAGGUCCACAUUGAAGACACGAUUGACGAGGGGGCCGAGUAUGAGGGCGAGGGCGAGGCCGAGUCCGAGUCUUGAGACUUUUGGAUCCGUGACCUGCAUUUUUGAGGCCGAGGUGAAAUGGAGGUGAGAAAAUUGGGCUGCGACUUUCCCUGGAUAAGAAUGACUGGAGAUCCGCAGGAGCGUCAAAGCCAAUUCACUGCAGUUGGAUCGAGGUGCAGUGAGCAGGUGCAAUGCGCUGGACUUGUGGUCAAUGGAAACGAAUCAUGACAGUCAUGCAAUGAUGGGCACUCGAUGCGAUGCAAAUGCAAAUACAAUGCGACGAGAGCUUUGGGACUGGCAACGAUGGAUGAAUCAUGGUGAACGAGUGCUCAAUUGGAAGAUCCAGAAGAGAAAA
Messenger RNA from Cladophialophora immunda, 2512 nucleotides. RefSeq lists its product as uncharacterized. The transcript is spliced from 2 exons. The coding region runs from base 1 to 2193 and encodes 730 amino acids. The record is from RefSeq and is a predicted model, not a curated record. NCBI's taxonomy places the organism in Eukaryota, Fungi, Ascomycota, Eurotiomycetes, Chaetothyriales, Herpotrichiellaceae.